This is a messenger RNA of Bombyx mori (domestic silkworm), 1845 nucleotides long. RefSeq names its product BTB/POZ domain-containing protein KCTD16 (gene Ktl). The record is from RefSeq and is a predicted model, not a curated record. Gene Ontology annotation, biological process: protein homooligomerization. NCBI's taxonomy places the organism in Eukaryota, Metazoa, Arthropoda, Insecta, Lepidoptera, Bombycidae. The coding region runs from base 453 to 1247 and encodes 264 amino acids. The transcript has a single exon.
UUGAAAUGACGUUACAGGUGGACCUACAGGUGAUCUCUAUGUUUACAAACAACUAUUCUUGUAAUACCAAAAAACUUUUUUAGUGAUUGAAUUAUUUUGUUAGUUUGAUAAUUAAUUUCUUUGAAUACUUAGGUACUAAGUAGUACACCUGAAAAAGACGUAUGACAACAACAAAAACUAUAAAAAGUUUUUUGGUAUUAAAAAAAUAAAAUGUAGCAAAAACAACAAUAAUGUUUGCUAUGAUAUCAGUAAAAAUAUUUUCGGCAAUUUGAUGCCAGCUUUAUGAGGUUCAUAAAUAAAACUCCCUUAAUAAUACAUUCCGACGAAUCAAAGAAUAAUAUGCCGUCUGUUAGCUAACAAUAGAUUGCGACCUUGAAAGCUUUUACGGAGUUUUCGCUCGGAAGGGUAGGAAAUAAUUAGGUUCGAGUCAGUAACCCGGGCUUGCGUUAUUGAUGGGCUCGCGCGGCGCCGAGACGUGCGGUAAGUGGGUCAGGGAGGGAGCGGGGCGCGCAGCCGCUGCCACACUGCGCCCUCAGCCUCUAACCAUGGCGGACGCUCCGCCUGAGGUCCUCGAGCUCAACGUGGGCGGCGUGCACUAUGCCACUACGCGCGAUACGCUGCUACGCGAGCCAGACUCGCUGCCCGCCGCCGCGCUUCAAGAUCCCGACCAUCCGCGCGACGCUCGUGGUCGCAUCUUCUUCGAUAGAGACGGCGUUCUCUUCCGCUAUGUGCUCGACUAUCUCAGAGACGGUGGACUCGUUUUGCCGGAGUGCUUCAGAGAACACAAGCGCCUCGCGAGGGAAGCCAAACAUUACAGACUAGUGGGGCUCGAGAAUGCAGUCCGAGAAGCAGAUCCUCGUCCGCCAAAUCGCGAGCGAGGAUGCAUCACGGUGGGAUACCGGGGCAGUUUUGCAUUCGGACGCGACGGCCUCGCCGAUGUAAAGUUCCGUAAGUUGUCUCGCAUUCUCGUGUGCGGUAAAGUAACGCUGUGUCGAGACGUCUUCGGCGAGACAUUGAACGAGUCUCGCGACCCUGACCAUGGUCUGGCCGACAGGUACACGUCGCGAUUUUUCUUGAAGCAUUCUUUCAUCGAGCAGGCUUUCGACAUGUUGCAAGAGAACGGAUUCAAACUGACGGCCAGCUGUGGCAGCGGGACCGCCGGUGGAGCCGCCGAACUGAAACCCGGCGUCGACUCUGAAGAGAAUCGUUGGAACCAUUACAACGAAUUUGUGUUCGUGCGUGAAUAGCUACCGGACUUAUACGUAUAUGACGGGCGUUCAGUUAAUAGGUGCGCGAUUUGCAUUUCUAGAAGAUAAUAAUUUUCGCAUCAAUGGCAAUAUCAAUUAAAUAUAAUUCGAAUUGCGUGAUUUCGAUUGACGUAAGUAAUUCACAUAGUUUACGACGAUAAGUAAAUAGGUACCUCAAACGAUGCUUUUUUUUCGAUAAAAAUAUAAUUAAAUUAUUUAUAAUAAAACAAUCUUGAUAGUGUAAUUAUAUUUACAAAUUACAGUAGAUUUGAACUUUAUUUCCUAUUUUAUGAUCUAAACAAAAUUAUAAAAAUUAUAUAGAUAAAUAUCGUUAAAUUGUUAAUUGUAAUCGAUCAUGAAACAAAUAGGUAGUAUUUAAUCUAAAUGAUAAAUUAGUAGUUUAAAUUCUCUAGGACUGUUGUAUGUACUGUUACCUAUUUAUAGUGUAUUUUCAAAUCAUUUUAUACUCUAUGUGUAAUUCUCGUUACUGACACCGUGGUGUAGAUUUAUAAAUAUUGCCAAAUCAAGCUAAUAUUUUGUGAUAAAUAAUAUUUCAUUACAAACGUUAUUUAUAUAUAAACUGUACGUAUUUUAUGAG